AAAGGGUUUCGUUGGAGAAAAUUUCUUGACUAUUCAAUUACCGGGCGAAAUAAUGAACAAAAUUAUUAAUUAAAAGGGUACGCGUAUGGAGCGCGCGUGCGUUGUAUUUGGUUUUCGGAAUCCACAGCCACCCUGUCGCAAAACGGACAAAACCGCUCGUUCUGGCGUGCUAUGUGCAGGUUGUCGUGCGCCCAUUCCCAUUUUUUCGAUUUUUCCUGAAAAUUAACGCGACGGACGCCGGGGGAAAAGUGAAAAUCGCGUACCCUGCACGCUCCUUUGCGUAUUUCCGUUAAAAACCCGGCGUUCGGAGUACAAAAACGUGCAGUUUCCAGUGUUAUUCAAGAUAUGUAAGUUUGUCAUGUUGUGCGGCUCUCGCGUCUCGCCUUAGUUUAUAUGUAUCAGAGCUUUAAUUUUAAUGUGCGCCUGAUUAAAUGAAUUUAGUUAAUUUUAUUUUGCGUUCCGCCGCGUGUGAGAGUACCUUCUUAUCGUUGUAAUUUAAAGUGCGUUUCGUCUUUCCAAAGAUUAAGGCUGAAGAUUUAUCGCUCUUCAAACUCAUAGGCGUAGUUUUAGCGCACGUACUUACGCCUUUUUUUUUAUUAGCGACACUUUCCCCUUUAAUUAAAUAAUUCGGCCGAUUUGUUACUAAAAUCGCAAGGUUAAAUAUGUCGCUGUAGACAGGUGUGUACUAAUUAAGUAGUAAUAAUGAGCGUGUGCGAUAUAAAACACAAAGACCGUAUCUUGGAGGCGAUUGACCAGUUGCGUAGUCGCAAAGCAAGACCGGAUAGUCACAGGAUAUGUAAUUAUUUGAUGCGAAGGUUUGGCAUUAAUGCCAUUGACGCGAAAUUAGAUUUGCAAAAGUGCGUAGAUAAGGAUAUAGUAUUGCGGGUGGAAUAUAAGGGGAGUACUAGCUAUAGAAACGCGGCGAAGAAAUUUUCGCAUCUGCGAAGGGACAGAGAAAAUCUACCUGACACGAAUAAGCCCAAUAGAAAAUUCGUCGCUCUUCUCACAAAUGCGAUUGCGGAAUUAAUUGUACACGAACCCGAUUACUUAGAAGUAGGCGUACCUGGACCGGAAUUGAUAAGAAAUAUUCUUUCUAAGGACAACGUGCGCUACACGAAGAAGUACAUCAGCAUUUUACUGGAGAAGGAAGUGGAGAGCGGCGGUCUCGUUAAAAUGGAAAACGGAAAUUACUUAGUCGGUCCAAGCCCAACUAAGACGGAAUUUUCCAGGGAAAGCGUUACGGAAAGUUACGUAAUAACGAAGCCGCCGAGGGAUGAACAGGGUACGCAGAUGGUCUACAAGAAGAAAGAGGCGUCGAGAAAGGUCGACAAGUUCAGAUUAAAAAAAACAAAAAUGGAGAAUGGUACUUCCAUGGAUCCUAAAAGUUACAAACCUAGCGAAUUUGGGAUCUUACGCGUAGGCAGCCGUAGAAAGCGGGCUAAAAAAGUCUUCGACCCAUCUGACAAUAACAUUCCAAAGAAACGUGGACGACCUGUCGGUUCGCUUAAUAAAACGACCCUCGAAAAACAACUGGUGAAACUUCCGGAUGGAGAUUCAAGACCGGAAUCGCGUUCGUCGCUCAACGGACGCGAGCAAGGGGGUGUGUGUUCCGUCUGUCACAACAACAAGAAAAAUUCUAACGAACGUCUCGUUUCUUGCCGAGAAUGUAGUAAUAAAGCUCACGUUAAUUGCCUUAAUGGGGACGAUAUGAUGUUAAAAAUGUACCCGGAUAAUACGUGGCAGUGUCCGCAUUGUAAAACUUGCUGUGUUUGUUUCGAAACAUCGGAUGCAGGCGAUUUAGUGGUUUGUUCGGUUUGCGCCGAUGCGUACCAUCGUGGAUGUCACGAGCCGCAAAAUAUCGACAUCACCCAAUCGGGCAAUAAGUGGCUGUGCAUUAACUGUCAAAUGCCAGCGCAAUUACAAGUGGCCGAAAUUCAUCCGAAUGUGACCAGUUCUGAUGUAUUUACACAUCGUGGUAGCGAGCCUGAUUUGCAAGAUAAAGACCCAAGCUCAUCUGACUCGUCGAUAUCCGAGGACUCGAAUCGAAACUCUCCCAGCCCUUCUCCUACACCCCCAACCUUAAGUCCACAACCGAGCGCAAUGUCGAUGGCCCACUCACCACCGGACAUCAAAGGCAAUUUGUCCGAUUCCCAAAGCUACAAAGAUCUGGACGUCGACGAGCUAAUCGAUCCGUCGAUACCAGAUGCUAAAGACUGGACGGCCGAGGAGGUUUACAAUUAUUUCUCUCAGUAUUUUCCAGAUGAGGCAAUAGUAUUUAAAGAACAGGAGAUUGACGGUAGCUCGUUGUUGCUAAUGAAAAGGAUGGAUGUGAUCUCGAGUCUGAAGCUAAAAUUGGGGACUGCUUUAAAAAUCUAUCGUCACGUCGUUAAAUUACAAUUUAGAAGAGACGAUCCGAAAUUAUACUGGUUAUAAAAAUUGUUGAGACUGUAUCUACUUUUAUAUUAUUUAUUGUAUUUUUUAUUGGACAAUUUAGUUUGUUCCGUGAUAGUAGUUCUAAGUUUUUAGUAAUUUUUUACACUCUUUAAUUGAUUUUGAUGAUUAUCGAGUUAAUAAUUGUGUUCAUUUAUUAAUCGCAUUGUUGCAAUUAUAUUUUUGUUUAUUUUCUUUAAAAAAAACAUUACUUCCA
This is a messenger RNA of Photinus pyralis (common eastern firefly), 2647 nucleotides long. It is a transcript of the gene Lint-O, whose product is annotated as chromodomain-helicase-DNA-binding protein 4. The coding region runs from base 703 to 2433 and encodes 576 amino acids. NCBI's taxonomy places the organism in Eukaryota, Metazoa, Arthropoda, Insecta, Coleoptera, Lampyridae. Gene Ontology annotation, molecular function: DNA binding. The record is from RefSeq and is a predicted model, not a curated record. The transcript is spliced from 5 exons.